GUCACGUCUCCCGUGCUUCAGCGUCUGCAGGAUGUCUUACGGCAUCUCAUGGCACAAGGGCUCUCAUGGCAGGAUGGCAUCACCCAGUAUGUGAUCUCCCAGGAGAUGGAGCGCAUCCCCCGCCUCCACCUGCCACCCUCGCUGGAGCCAGUGGCCAGGGACAGGUUCCUGCCUGUCCACAGCGAGCCCCAGCGAGCCCCACUAGCCCCAGACCCUGGUCUGCCAGCAGCUCAGCAUUUGGAGCAGCCCCCUCCACUGCUGCUCUCCCCUCUGGUGCAGCGGUACCUGGAGCACGUCCUGCUGCCCUCCCCACCCCAGCUGGGGUACGAGGAGGCUCUGCUCAAUCCCUACUCCUACCACAAGUUCGGCUAUCAGGAUGGUGCUCACCAACAUCCCAGCGGCUCAGCCAGGCAGAGCUCUGACACCUCCUCGCUGCUGGGCCGGGUCCCUGCCCAGACCCUUUUUGGGGCAGGCCCUGUGCCCUCCUAUGGCGGGCAGCCAGGAGUGGAUGGGGGGCAUCUUUUCCAGGACUUGGGUAUGCUUUCCCUGCCUAGAGAGAAAGCUGGCCGCCUGGACCCUGCCAACACCAGGCUUCAGCACAGCUUGCGGCUCCCCAGUGACUACAGAAACAAGGAGGAGAGGGAGCAGCAAGCACCCCUGGCUGCCCAGCCACCCUCUGCACAGACGGAUGCUGCCCUGAAGAGACUGGCUUCUCUCCUGGCCAGCUACGGCCUGGGGCUGCCAGAACUGAGUCCCCAGCAGAUAAGCAGCCUGUCCACACUUCUCCAGCUGCUCCAGAGCUCUGGUGUUGCUGGCCCUCAAGUGCCCACAGCGAAACGGGUGAUGGAGGGGGACAUGCAGCAUGGAGAGGAGCCAGUGCCCCCUUCCUCCACAGUGCCACCCCCCAAAAUCCCAGCCACCAGCUCCCCAACAAAGGGCAAGGCAGCAUCCUCACCAGCUCCCUGGGCUGAGCCACAGCAGGGACACAGUGGGAAUGCAGUCAACCCCGGAAAGCAAGUUGUGGUGGAGAAGAAGAGCUACACAGAGAUGAAGGACGGUGGGGCACAGCAGGGCAUGCGGCCACUGGACGAGUAUGGCUACAUCAUCACAGACCAGAAACCCCUGGGGCUGGCUGCUGGCGUGCGGCUGCUGGAGCUCCUAGCCAAGCACCUCCACCUCUCCACUGCUAGCUUCAUCAACAUCAGCGUUGUGGGUCCUGCACUUACCUUUCGCAUCCGACAGAACCCCCAGAACUUUUCACUGGCAGAUGUGGCCAGCCAGACUGAGCAAGUGAAGGGAGAGCUGGAGCACGAGCUGGGCCUGAAGAUUGUGCAAACAGGAGUGGGAGAGCGAAAUGAGGCUGCUGCCUACUCACGCCCUUCCCGCUUCGGGUACGGCUUCCACUCGGUGCUGCUGACCUUCAUCGCGCUGGCCUGUGUGGCGGUCAUUGCCAUCGCAGUGUCUGCAGCCUUCUGCCUCCGGCGCCACGCCAAGCAGCGCGAGAAGGAGCGCCUGGCUGCCCUGGGGCCAGAGGGUGCUGCCGACACCACCUUCGAGUACCAGGAGCUGUGCCGCCAGCACAUGGCUGCCAAGUCUCUCUUUGGCCGCACUGAGGCACCAGCGGCACCAGCGGAGACUUCGCGGGUCAGCAGUGUCUCGUCCCAGUUCAGCGACGCUCCACAGCCCAGCCCCAGCUCCCACAGCAGCACACCCUCCUGGUGCGAGGAGCCUGUCCAGUCCAAUAUGGACAUCUCCACUGGACACAUGAUCCUGGCCUAUAUGGAAGAUCACCUCCGCAACCGGGACCGGCUGGCCAAGGAGUGGCAGGCACUCUGUGCCUAUCAAGCUGAGCCCAGCAUCUGCUCCAUCGCCCAGAGUGAAGCCAACCUGAAGAAGAACCGCAACCCCGAUUACGUGCCCUAUGAUCACGUGCGGAUCAAGCUGAAAGCCGAGAGCAACCCAUCCCGCAGUGACUUCAUCAAUGCCAGUCCAAUCAUUGAGCAUGACCCACGGAUGCCAGCGUACAUUGCCACACAGGGGCCACUGUCCCACACUAUUGCUGACUUCUGGCAGAUGGUGUGGGAACAUGGCUGCACUGUCAUUGUCAUGCUGAGCCCUCUGGCCGAGGACAGUGUCAAGCAGUGUGACCGCUACUGGCCGGAUGAAGGCUCCUCUCUUUACCACAUUUAUGAGGUGAACCUGGUGUCAGAGCACAUCUGGUGCGAGGAUUUCCUGGUGCGCAGCUUCUACCUGAAAAAUGUGCAGUCGCAGGAGACCCGCACCCUGACGCAGUUCCACUUCCUCAGCUGGCCUGCUGAGGGCAUCCCCACCACCACCCGGCCUCUCCUUGACUUCCGCAGGAAGGUGAACAAGUGUUACCGGGGUCGCUCCUGCCCUAUCAUCGUGCACUGCAGUGACGGUGCAGGCAGGACUGGGACGUACAUCCUUGUCGACAUGGUCCUGAACCGAAUGGCCAAAGGGGUGAAGGAGAUAGACAUAGCUGCUACGCUGGAGCACAUCCGAGAUCAGCGGCCUGGUAUGGUGCGGACCAAGGACCAGUUUGAGUUUGCACUGACAGCUGUGGCUGAGGAAGUGAACGCCAUCCUGAAGGCACUGCCACAGUGAUGGCGAGGAACCCUCCCUCCCCCCUCUUGUCUGCCCCCUGCCCUGCGCUUCGCACUCUCCUCACCGGCCUCUUGGGCUGCUCUCCCCGUAAAAUGGUGUCUGUGCUUCUGGUUCUGUUCCCCCUGCUCCCAGGCGCCCCAUCUCCCCAUGGACACUGACCUCAGGCUCUCUGUGUGCAGGAACCCCAUCACACCCACUGUCACCGCAGCAGGGACAGGGCUCAUGGCCCCUAAGCCCUGUGGAGGGGGACACCAGGUGGUGCUGCCAGGAGCUGGCAGGGGGAGUCCCCAACCUGUCAGUUCUGUGUUAGCCCUCUUCCUGUAUCCAUGUGGGGUGCAGAAGUGGGGCAGAGGUCCUCCACAGUUGGAGGAGCAUGGGGUGCAGGGAGGCCUGGCCCAGCCCCACUCCAGGUCCCCUUUGUGUGCUCCUUGCCUAGACACUCGAGCAGAAGUAAAAUUUCUAGAGAACUAUAAUUUUGUAUCUUGAUGUGAAUAAAGUUCUUGUGUCACGUUCGUGCAGCUGCA
Messenger RNA from Sturnus vulgaris (Common starling), 3149 nucleotides. It is a transcript of the gene PTPRN, whose product is annotated as protein tyrosine phosphatase receptor type N. Gene Ontology annotation, molecular function: protein tyrosine phosphatase activity. Gene Ontology annotation, biological process: protein dephosphorylation; insulin secretion involved in cellular response to glucose stimulus; regulation of secretion. Lineage: Eukaryota; Metazoa; Chordata; Aves; Passeriformes; Sturnidae. Gene Ontology annotation, cellular component: synapse; secretory granule. The record is from RefSeq and is a predicted model, not a curated record.